UUCGAGCUGUGCUGCGCGAGGGGGAGCGCGUGCGAGCGAGCGAACGCGCGCACCGAUACUCGUUACACCGUGGUGGAGGGUGUCCGAGCUGUCGAGCCUCGGCUGUGCGCGAUUCUUCGUUCUUUCCCAUUUCCUGAGUCACGUCUACUCGCCGCACCUUCACUGCAACUCCCGUUCGCUUUGUUUUCCUCGUCCGCGACGCGGAUACUCGCGCAAACGCCGGCGCCAGCGCCGGGAACGCGGCCGCGCAGCUGCGUGCGCGAUUGCGGCGGAGAGAGAGAGAGAGAGAGAGAGAGAGAGAGCGAGUGAGAGUGACAGAGAAAAAGAGAGACAGAGAGCACGCAAUACAUACGCGAGUGUCGUGUGUAUGUGUGCGCGCUGUGUGCCGUGUGAGACGAGGCGAGUGGUGCUCGGGCGGUCUCGUCGCGCGUCUGUGUAUGCGAGUGCGACCGCGUGCGGGCGGUUCCCACACGACGUCGUGUCCGUGCAACAAGUGUCAGGAGAGACGGUUGCGGCGACGGCGGUGGCGGCGGCGACUCGGUUCCCGAGUUCGGCGGUGUGCUCUGGUGUGCAUGGUGCUGCCGAGUCGGUGGGCGCGCGACGGAUCGGCCGACGGGCUACCACGGCGACGAGGGUGACGAGGACGAAGGACCAUCACACCAUCGCCGCACGCGCCACCACGACGUGCUGAGAGGACGACGACCGUCACCGGCGAGGGCGCGGGAUGGGCUGCGCCGUGAGCAGCACCGGCGAGAAGGAGGCCGCGGAGCGGUCCAAGAAGAUCGACAAGGACCUCCGAGCUGAUGGCGAACGUGCCGCCAGCGAGGUCAAGCUACUGCUGCUCGGUGCUGGGGAGUCUGGCAAGUCCACGAUAGUGAAACAAAUGAAAAUCAUUCAUGAGACUGGCUACAGUAAGGAAGAAUGCGAGCAAUAUAAGCCCGUGGUAUACAGCAACACGAUACAGAGUCUAAUGGCGAUAAUCAGAGCCAUGGGGGAGCUUAGAAUCGACUUCGCCGAUCCCAAUAAAGCGGACAUGGCGCGGCAAUUUUUCACCCUAGCCUCGGCGGCGGCGGAGGAAGGCCAGCUAACCGGAGAACUGGUGCUGUUAAUGAAGCGAUUAUGGCAGGACGCGGGAGUGCAGCUCUGUUUCACGCGUAGCAGGGAAUACCACAUCAACGACUCGGCAGCGUACUACCUUAACGCACUUGACCGCAUAGCACAGCACAACUACAUCCCGACGCAACAGGAUGUUCUGCGAACGCGCGUCAAAACCACCGGUAUCGUGGAGACGCAUUUCUCGUUCAAGGGCCUGCACUUCAAAAUGUUCGACGUCGGCGGUCAACGAUCCGAGAGAAAGAAGUGGAUACACUGCUUCGAGGGCGUCACCGCGAUCAUCUUCUGCGUCGCCCUGAGCGGCUACGAUCUGGUGCUGGCGGAGGAUGAGGAGAUGAAUCGUAUGGUAGAAUCGAUGAAGCUGUUCGACUCGAUCUGCAACAGCAAGUGGUUCGUCGAGACGUCGAUCAUACUGUUCCUGAACAAGAAGGACCUGUUCGAGGAGAAGAUCACCAGGAGCCCGCUCACCAUCUGCUUUCCGGAGUACAAGGGCGCCAACACGUACGAGGAGUGCGCUUCUUACAUCCAGAUGAAGUUUGAGAAUCUAAACAAGCGGAAGGAUCAGAAACAAAUCUAUACGCACUUUACUUGCGCCACCGACACGUCUAACAUACAGUUCGUGUUCGACGCCGUGACCGACGUGAUAAUCAAGAACAACUUGAGUAAUUGCGGAUUGCUAAGUUAAACAUUCCAAUACUCAGCCGGCGACCUAAACUGUCGAGAGGUGGGGAAAGGGAGGAGAAAUGUAUUUCACGAACGUCGUAACGUAGGUUGCAGAUCAUAGCGGAACGGCAAGAACAAACAAGAGACUGAUCGGAAGUUUCAGAAGAUCGUAUUCGUGUUCCGUAUAGCACGAGUACGGGUUAUGCGAGGAUUUUACAUACACAUACACACACACACAUACAAACAAACACACAUGAAAUCUUGGCUCUUGGAAUAUUUUAUUAUCAUGGCGUCGCGUAACUUUUCACUCAGUUCUAUUUAACUUUCGAGAUGACUUUUAUUUUGUACAUUUAUGCGUAAAUGCGCACACAUAAUAUCGGAGAUAUGAUAUAAAUAAUAUUACUAUUUAAUUAUCGACUUUACGUCGGACAAUUGAAGUCUCGAAUUCCGAGAAAAAUGUUCUUAAGAAUACUCGGGAGUCGGACAUGGAGAUGCAUCGUUUCGCGUUAUCGCCAGAGAUUCUUUUUUUACGCACUAUCCAAAACGUCAAGUAAUCAUUUCCUGAGAAUUGUACAAUCGUACUUUAGGAGUGUUAACGAAAUGUUAAUGCACGACAGUCAUGUAUAUUUGUCAAAACGUGAAGUAUUAUUUUCCUAGAAAGAAAAACAAAACAAAUGAUUCAAGUUCGUUCCGGCUAUUGCAUGAAAAAUAAGAAAAAGAAAUAAGCGCGAUAACGCGCAAAACAGAGCAUAUUCUCAAAUCCGCUCCAAUUGUGAUGAAACGUACAAGUGAAAAGUUACUUCAUUUUUGCUAAAUGUAUUUAAUUCUACUAACCAGGAGCUAGAUAGCUAUUAAUUUUAGUGUAAUAUCUUUGUAUAUAAUUUAUUCACUAAAGGCGACUCUAUAUGUGCUAAAAGAGUGGAAACAUCUUUCCACUUCUCUUGCUCAUGACUCAUUCGCGUUGCAAAAAGGAAAAUCGUAUCUUCGUCUUUUUCAACGACGGACACAGCUCUCUGUGCAUUUCUAAUAUGACAGUACAUGUAUUUAUAUGGAUUCGAUUGGUAAAGCCAAUUUUUUUGUACAAGCUUAAUCUUCUUUUUUUUUUGUUUUUAUAAUAUAGACGUACACGUGUAUUACUAGGAGAUAUAAACGAGAGAUUCCUUGUUCUCAUUUUUUUCACGAUCUGCCAAACUGAUGAAGUGACGAGGUUAGCCUUAGUACAAGACGUUGAAAAAUCAAACACUUUAUACAGCUUAGAACAAUAAACGAAAUUUUCUUUUUUAAGGGC
Messenger RNA from Harpegnathos saltator (Jerdon's jumping ant), 3064 nucleotides. It is a transcript of the gene Galphai, whose product is annotated as G protein alpha i subunit. The record is from RefSeq and is a predicted model, not a curated record. Bases 725 to 1798 code for a protein of 357 amino acids. NCBI's taxonomy places the organism in Eukaryota, Metazoa, Arthropoda, Insecta, Hymenoptera, Formicidae. Gene Ontology annotation, molecular function: GTPase activity; G-protein beta/gamma-subunit complex binding; G protein-coupled receptor binding. Gene Ontology annotation, biological process: adenylate cyclase-modulating G protein-coupled receptor signaling pathway. Gene Ontology annotation, cellular component: cytoplasm; heterotrimeric G-protein complex. The transcript has 4 exons.